AUGGUCACAGGACUGGGGACUGCUGACACCUUCGAGAAGAGGUGGCAGCAAUUUGAAGAUGGUCACUUCAGAGAAUUUCUAAGUGAUUUAGCCAAGAAUAAUUAUGGAAAAAAUAGAGAAGUUGUUAAACUAUCAAAACCGUCUGCAGGGUCACCUCGCAUGAUGAUUAAUAUGAUUUUUGGUGGUGACGAAGUAAAUGGGGUGACAUUUUUGAAAGCAAAGAAGUCGAAGAUAUCAAUAACUCAUGGACAGAGAGUUCGUGAAGUUUUAGAAGAUGCAAUCACCGUUACAGAGGAAGAUGUUGAUGGACUUAUUCUACUGCACGACAAUGCUCUGGCAAAAUCUCUUAAUGUUUUAGAUUUUAAAACUAAACGUAUGUUGGUUGAUCCAGGUAGUUCAACCAACAUCAUAAAAUGGAGAGUUUCAGCGCAAACAAAGUUAACCAGAAACAUAGUUCCGGCAACAAAGCUUCUGGCCGGGUUCAACCUAACGAGUGUAACAACUCGGGGAGAGAUCCUUUUGCCAACGCAUGCCGAAGGCGUAACAAAGACCACUUUGUUUGAAGUGGUAGAUGGCUACAUAGGAUACAACACAAUCCUUGGAAGCCUUGUAUAUAUGAAAUGA
Nicotiana attenuata is the source of this 624-nucleotide messenger RNA. RefSeq lists its product as uncharacterized. Lineage: Eukaryota; Viridiplantae; Streptophyta; Magnoliopsida; Solanales; Solanaceae. The record is from RefSeq and is a predicted model, not a curated record. The coding region runs from base 1 to 624 and encodes 207 amino acids. The transcript has a single exon.